AUGUCUUGUUAUCUUUGGUUUAGUGACAUAAAUACAGAUCAAUAUCAAUCAUCAUCUUCACCAUUAACCCCUGGAGGGAACUCAUCAUCAACAAUAGUAUCCUCAACAUCUUCACUAAGGCCAAGAUUCUCGGAUUUUCGACCAAGAGAUGCAUUCAAAAAAUUUUGUCGUGAUGUGGUAACGGCUACCCAAGUCUCGCACUCGGUGAUAUUACUAUCUCUAUUAUAUAUCUCUCGAAUGAAAUCAAAUAAUCCCGCAAUACAAGGUCAUCCCGGAUCUGAAUACCGAACCUUCACGGUGGCGUUAAUGUUGGCAAAUAAAUUCUUGGACGAUAACACAUACACGAAUAAAACAUGGUCAGAAGUAACAAACAUUUCUGUUCGAGAAAUAAAUAUAAUGGAAAUUGAGUUCUUGGGAUCACUAAAUUUCUCGCUAUACGUAUCGGAAGAUCAGUAUUUCGAUUGGCUACAAAUAAUGGAUCAAUUUGUAUUGGAGUCGGAAAUGUCUCUUAGAAAUUCGAACAGAGAUCGAUUAACGCAGGCUGAUUGUGGAAUUGCAAUUAAUUCCUCGUCAUUCGGUGGAGUUAAUAGCAAUAUUAAUGCUGGCGUUCAAAACAACUCCCUCGCCACGACGAAACUCUUACUCCAAGCACAUUUACAACAACAGCAGCAAUAUCAAUUGGAAAUUUUGGACCAGAUGCAAAACUUGUCUGCAGCGAGAAAACUUCAUUUGCAAUCAAAUUUCUUGAACGCUCGUUCACCCGCUGGAUUUGCGCAGAUCAAUAGCAUGCCAUUUCCAACGACAGUAGUCUGA
Ambispora gerdemannii is the source of this 813-nucleotide messenger RNA. The record is from the annotation of a GenBank genome assembly. Lineage: Eukaryota; Fungi; Glomeromycota; Glomeromycetes; Archaeosporales; Ambisporaceae.